Pseudophryne corroboree (corroboree frog) is the source of this 3518-nucleotide messenger RNA. RefSeq names its product WD repeat-containing protein on Y chromosome-like. Lineage: Eukaryota; Metazoa; Chordata; Amphibia; Anura; Myobatrachidae. Bases 372 to 3458 code for a protein of 1028 amino acids. Gene Ontology annotation, molecular function: protein binding; calcium ion binding. The transcript is spliced from 21 exons. The record is from RefSeq and is a predicted model, not a curated record.
CCCAUCACGGGUGAGGCCACGCCCCAUUCACGGGUCGGCCCGCGGCUUCGCCGCUCGAGAGUCGCGCUUUCAUCCAGUCAAAAGUUGGGAGGUAUGUGAAUAUAUCACCGGGAAGAUGGCAUCACCACCGUCGGCAACAGCACUGGUAUACUGGGGGGGAGGUAUCAGACCGGGCCCCUCCAACAGCCUGGGUAAUUUGUACCCCCUGCCAAUGCCCAGCAGUUAUUGUGGGCAUACAUGAUGUGAUACGCAGGACUGGCAUUUUUCAAUUUUUGCAACAAAUUUUGGAAACAGGAAGAAAUCAGUGAAGUUAUUUCAGAAAUGAAUAACAAUAAACGUCUUUAAACCGGAGUUUUGACCAGAAGGAAAACAUGCGCCUGGAGGAAAAAUUCCGCCUGGAUGACUUGUUGCGCUUGGAAGAGUUGUUCACCAAUCAUAAUCUGCCGGCAGUGGAGGCGGUGGAAGUUGAGGAAACAACAGAGGCUCGGACAUUCCCAUUAAAGAGACACAAACCGAAGGCCAUCUCUCAACAAGUGGGGAACAUGACCCUGAAAGAGUUUCAGAAUGUCCUAUCUAAUAUAUUUGAAUCAGAGAGUUGGGAUGACAACAUGGAGCUUCUAUUUAACAAGGUGGAUACAUCCUGUGAUGGGUUCAUUGACUGGAGUGAGUUCUGUACAUACCUGUUACUUCAGUACAAGGAGCAGGACUACAUGACUACACGGAAAAUUACACUUCUUAAAGAACCUGUUAUAAGGCUUUGUACCCGUAAUAAGCAAGAGCCCACAUGUCGGAUUCUGGCAGUUAGCAGUCCCCCACCUCUUUGGUUUAUGAGCAUCAGUAAAGGAGGAGUUCUCACUGCAUGGGACAUUAACCUGCACCCUCAGAAGUCAUAUGAGAUCACAGUUGAUCCCCUGGAGUCACAGACUGGGAAGAGGAGAUUUAAGUCUUGGGCUACUGAUGCAGUGUACUUGCCCAAUGUGCACAAAAUUGCUGUAGCCACCACUAGCCGCGAUAUCCACUUCUUUGAUGUGUUUACAAUGAAUAUAUUUGAGGAGUAUCAUCUGUGUGCUUUAAUCCAUGUUCCCACCUGCUUCUAUUACUGGUACAACAUAAAGAUCCCAGGAAGCCACUCUCUGCUAUUGUGGGGAGAUGACAAGGGCGGUGUGAGUCUUUUGUGGCUGCUGAAGCCCAGUUCCGGAAUGUUUGAGAAAGUAUUCACCCACCAGAUGGGACCCCACAAAGUGUACAUGCAGGAGUUGAGACAACACAGCAAGUUUCUCAGCUAUCAGUACUUUACUGAUAUCCACCCAGAAGCCAUCAAUAAAAUCAUGUAUGUCCCAGGACAGGAUCUCAUCAUCACAUCGUCUGACAGCUCACAGACCUCUGUCGUCAUCAUGGACAUCAACAGCAGAGGGAAAACUUAUAUGUGGAAGAUCAGCAAGGGUGUGCAAUGUUUUGACUACUGCAAGUCCCUGAACUUGCUUGUUACAGGUGGACUAGAUCAUAAAGUGAGACUGUGGAAUCAAUAUGUCCCGAGUCGGCCCAUUGCCUUGCUCCAGGAGCACACCAUGGCUAUUCUGGAUGUGGCUAUAUAUGAGCCGCUGAAACAGAUAUUCAGUUACUCCAAGGACUCGGUUUUGAAGGUGUGGGACAUCUCCUCACACAGAUGCCUGCAGACCUUGGUGCUGAAGUUCCCCUGUCUACAUCCAGGAAGAACACAAGAACAGGGAAGUUUCCCAUUCCUACUUGUGCAGAUGCCACCCCAUCGUCUGCUUGUAUCUUUUUCUGACUACAUUGGAAUGCUGUGCUUUGCUCAUACUGACACCAAUGAGGAGACCCUGACUACACACGAGGCACCACUCUCUGGGGUCCUCUACAACAGUUUCUUUCAUCAGGUGGUGACAGGGAGUGAGGAUUCCAGCGUUGCUGUCUGGGAUGUGGAGACUGGUAACAAAUCCCUCCUGCUGAAUAAUGUGCAUGGACAGGAGGAAAUCACCUGCAUGACAUUUGACAACUCUCAGAGGAAGCUGAUUACAGGUGCCAGGAAUGGCACAAUUAAGAUCUGGAAUAUUCAAAAUGGCCACAAUUUGCACAGGCUUCAGCCAGUUGAGGAGGCGGAGGUCACCUGUGUUUUAUCUCUGAAAGAGAAGAAAUUUCUCAGCGUUGGUUGGAAUAGGAAAAUUGUAAUUUAUGAUAUAACAGAAAUACAGAACACUUAUGUUUCUGCGGAUGAGUCGUGGAAAGGAGGCCACCUGCACAGAGAGGACAUCCUUGCUGCGGAUCACUGCCCUUCUCUGGGACUCCUGGUGACGGCCAGUUUUGAUGGAGAAAUAAUUGUGUGGAACACAGAAACACAAAGGAUGUAUCUUCAUCUAAGAGACUCUAGCAAACAACGCAGACCAAACACUGGUGGAAGAGCUGUAGUCUUAAGGCCAAUGAGUCGUUAUCGUCAGAGGAGACAAAGCUGUGAUAUCAGGUGUUACCCGCCGGUGGACAAAGUCUAUUUUCUGCAACAUCGCACAGCUCAGAAAGAUGCAGCUAUUCUUAUCAGCUCCGAGGCUGGAAUCCUGCGCUGGUGGAGCAUCUUUACUCAUCACAGAAAGUUUAGUUAUUUCUACGCCCCAAGUAAUGCAGAUGAGUCGGUGUUCGGGUUAACAAGCGAUGAGAGUAACAGUGUCCUAGUAUCAGGUGAUACUGCCGGUUAUAUCCAAGUUUGGGACAUUUCACAGUACGGUUUCCAGGCUACAGACCAGGAAGAGGAGAAGAGACCACCAUUACUCUUCUCCUGGUCUGCACAUGACAGCACAGUGGUGGGCAUGGAACAUUUCAUGUUUGGGACAGAUCAAUUUAUCAUCAGCGGCUCCUCAGAUCGUACAGCCAAGCUCUGGACCUGUGACGGAAAACUUGUGGGCAUUUUUGGUCAAUCCAAAAAUUGGAAUCUGAGAAACCCGUCAACAUUCCUGCAUAACACGACAGGAGAUCCUGGAGAAAUAGAAGACAAGGGUCCGUUGAGCGAAAGGCAGGCAACAUCAGGAGACAAGCCGGCAGUAGGGCCCCAGGGCCACAUAGAAGAGAUGGGUAGAAGAUAUGAAAUGACAGUGAGUAAAGACCCUCUUGUUUUGCUGGAAGAAAAAGCUGCUGAGCGGACAUGGAAGAUGUCUGUUACUGAUAAUGAGGAAAAUAAACUGCAGAUUGCAGUGGAUAAAAAAGUGCGCAGACAUCUUGCCACCGACAUCGACGUUAACAAGUGUAACCGCUUCGGGCAGCUCUGCUCCCCAUUCCAGGCACUGAAUAUGACAGAAAUUCAGGAUAUCGAGCUGCCCAAGAAUUUCCCUAAAAUAGGGACAGGGAACAGCUUGGAAUGGGGAGACCAGCAGCAGGAGACUCAGAGGAACUCCAAAUCACAGGGGAGACAAAUCUCACAGAUACUGCAAGCCAGAUCACUUCAGCCACACUAAAGAAAUCACAGCAGCAAAGCAAUAUGUAAUGCAACACUAUAAAAUAAAUAGCUACUAAUA